AGGCAGUAAAGGUUUGAGGAGCAAUUGUGGUGUGUUGUUGGAGAGAAGAAGGAUGCAAUACCAUUGCUCAUGCCAGGCACUUCCCAAACCCAUAAAUGCUAAUUCCAAGCUACCCACUCAUUUGAAUCGCCAUGAUGGUUGCGGUGGAGUUGCUAAAUUUCAUUUGCCUUCUCAUGUUAAUUCCAUUACCAGCACUUCUAACCCAUUUAUCAAGCACUGCGUCAAGCUCCGCCAUAGCUCAUCUUAUCGCCACUCUCGUUCUUCCGCUCUUGUUGUGGGUACUACUCCCAUUAGGGAAAUAUACAAAUAUGAAAAGUCAUUGGAAGAUAAAACUGUCACAAUGGAUUAUUUACUAUUGCUUGAUAAAGUGGGAAUUCCUGAAGGACUAGAUGAUAUUCCUUCCCGUACUGUGCGUGUUAGCUCUGUGGUGAUGAAAAAACUUUCUGGAGUACAAUCAUCAGAAUCUAUUGAAGCAGUUGCCAUAAUGAAACUUCCAACAAGCUUUUUCAGUAUAGAUGGCAAUCAAAAAGAGGCAGACUGUCAGAGUUGGUUCCCAUCUACACACAGAAUUCUAGUCCUUGAUGGGAUUCAGGACCCAGGUAACCUAGGGACAUUGCUCAGAUCAGCUAUGGCCUUUAAAUGGGGUGGUGUUUUCCUGCUUCCUGGCUGUUGUGAUCCAUUCAAUGAGAAAGCUCUCCGAGCUAGCCGUGGAGCCUGCUUUCAGCUUCCCAUAGUUUCUGGCUGUUGGUAUCAUCUUGAAUCGCUGAAAGAUAUGUUUCAAAUGAAGUUACUAGCUGGACAUCCGGAGAGCAAUGAUGAACUUAGACCAGUGGAACAACUGUCCCAAGAAUUUGUGGACUCUUUAGCUGAUGUUCCAGUAUGCUUGGUUUUGGGUAGUGAAGGAAAUGGCCUUUCAGACAAAUCUCAGCGGGUAUGUGAACUUAUUGAAGAGGGUUUUUGUCAAUGCAUGUGGGAAGUGGGAUGAUUUGAGCAGACAAUCUGAAAACCAUCAGUUUUAUGAAAAUUAACUUCUGCCAUCUAACUUGGACAGAAGAUUGUUUGCUGCUUCCUACA
Molecule: messenger RNA, 1074 nt
Organism: Mangifera indica (mango)
Lineage: Eukaryota; Viridiplantae; Streptophyta; Magnoliopsida; Sapindales; Anacardiaceae
Exons: 5
Coding region: 53-985 (310 amino acids)
Biological process (GO): RNA processing
Molecular function (GO): RNA methyltransferase activity; RNA binding
Source: RefSeq, a predicted model, not a curated record